AUGACGGUGGUCUUUCCAGGCCUAGCGUUUCUUGCCUUUCAUCCUCUCCAGGCCCUGCACUUCCUCCAGUUGGCCUCUCCAGGCCCGGCUCUUCCUCCCGGCGGCCUCUGCAGGCCCAAGUUGCCCUCAAGUUGGCCUCACCCCGGCCCAGCUCUCGCCUCUUGGUGGCCUCUAAAGGCCCAGUUCCUCAGGCCUCCCAAUGGCCUCUUUAGGCCCAGCCCAGCUCGUGCCUCUCGACAGCCUUCCCAGGCCCCGCUUCUGACUUUUGCCGGCCUCCCCAGGCCCAGCUCACCACUCACAAGAGCCUUUUGGGCCCAGGUUGUCCCCUUUGGCGGCCUCUCCAGGCCCAGAAGCUCCUCAAGUCGGCCUCUCCAGACCUGGCUGCAGCCUCCUGGCGUCCUCUCCAGGCCCAGCUCUUCCUUCUGGUUGCCUCUACAGGCCCAACUCCUGCCUCACAGGAACCUCUUUGGACUGAGCUCCCGCCCAGCUACAAGCGGCCUUUGUAGGCCCAAAACUUCCUCACCCAAGCUCUCCAGGCCCAGCUCAGACCUCAUGGCGGCCUCUCCAGGAGGCUCAGCUCGUGACCUCUGCUGGAGUCUCAAGGCCCCUAAACUUCCUCCAGGCGACUCCUCUAGGCCCAGCUGGGGCCUCCCGGCAGCCUUUGCAGGCCCCCACAUCGUCCUGAAGUCAGCCUCUCCAGUCCCAGCUCCGGACUCCUGGCUGCCUCUCCAGGCACAUCAUGGGGCCCCAAGCCCUGAAUUUCCUCCAGCCGGCCUCUCUGGGCCCGGUUCUUCCUCCCGGCGGCCUCUGCAGGCCCAAGUUGCCCUCAAGUCGGCCUCUCCAGUGCCAGCUCCUGCCUCCGGCAGACUCUGCAGGCCUAAGUCGUCUCCAAGUCAGCCUCCCCCAGCCCAGCUCUCGCCUCUCAGUGGCCUCUCCAGGCCCAGCCCCUGCCUGUGGGCGGCCUCUCCAGGCCCAACCUCUACCUCGCAGUGGGCCCUCUCCGGGCCCGCCUGUUGCCUCGCCACGUUGCCCUCAGGCCAAGCUCCUGCCCUUCAGCGGCUUCUGCCGGCCAAGCUCCUGCCUCCCAGUGGCCUCCGUGGGCCAAGCUCAUGCCUCGAUGGGGGCCAUUCCCGGCCUAGCAUUUCCUGCUUUGCAUCUUCUACAGGCCCUGCACGUCUUAAAGUCGGCCUCUCCGGGCCCAGCUCUUCCCCCCGGCAGAAUCUGCAGGCCCAAGUGGCCCUCAAGUCGGCCUCCCCCGGCCCAGCUCUCUCCUCUCGGCGGCCUCUCCAGGUGCACAAUUUCUGUCAGCUUCUCCAGGCCCAGCUCCUCCUCCCUCCCGAUGUCCUCUUUAGGCCCAGCCCAGCUCGUUCCUCUCGGCAGCCUUCCCAGGCCCCGCUUUUGACUUUUGGUGGCCUCUUCAGGCCCAGAAGUUGA
Cercocebus atys (sooty mangabey) is the source of this 1434-nucleotide messenger RNA. Its product is annotated as nascent polypeptide-associated complex subunit alpha, muscle-specific form-like. The record is from RefSeq and is a predicted model, not a curated record. The transcript has 5 exons. NCBI's taxonomy places the organism in Eukaryota, Metazoa, Chordata, Mammalia, Primates, Cercopithecidae. Bases 1 to 1434 code for a protein of 477 amino acids.